Molecule: messenger RNA, 3167 nt
Organism: Drosophila sulfurigaster albostrigata
Lineage: Eukaryota; Metazoa; Arthropoda; Insecta; Diptera; Drosophilidae
Product: mucin-2
Cellular component (GO): extracellular region
Molecular function (GO): chitin binding
Source: RefSeq, a predicted model, not a curated record
CGACAACGUAAACGAUAAAGUCGCAAAUCGCGCAUCACUGCGCCUCUCGUCUCAGGCUCGUCUCGUGCGUGCAUUCCAUGUGAAUCUUUCUAGUGCUUUUUUGGAUAAUCCCCUUUUCUUCGGAUAUUAUAAAUUACCUUAACUUUGGAUGCAUCACACGCCUAGCGUUGGAUUAAACACUUUACAAACCAGCGUCAUGUCGUCGAUUAAUUAUCAAAUCUACGCCUUUCUGUUGGCAACGACGCUGCUCUGGCUUGGCGCUGCCCAAGCGCAGCUGCUUGACGAGGAUGAGGAUGUCUUUGGCAGGCCAUAUCCCACGUACAGUCUGCAGAAUAUGCCAAAGACGCAGUUCACGUGCCGUGACAAGAUACUUGGCGGUUAUUAUGCCGAUCCCGAGACUCAGUGUCAGAUGUUCCACGUCUGCGUCAAGCUGCCCGGAAUUGGGGUGCAGGACUAUCGCUUCCUCUGUCCCAACAGCACGGCCUUCGAUCAGGAGCUGCAGAUCUGUGCCAAUUGGGCCGAUGUCGACUGUGACAAGGCCACCUCGUAUUAUGACAACAAUCAUCUCAACGAUCUCUAUCGCGACGGCGAUGGCAGCGCGGCAGCAGUAAAAAAUGCCAACGAAGAGGAGGCCACAUUCCAUUUACAGCGGGCCGAAAGUGCUGAUGUGCGUCGCAGCAAGGAGCAUCAAAAGUCGCGCCCCAGACACAAUAAUUAUGGUUCAAGUGGAGCGAGUUCGGCAAGCAAUUUGAAUGCUGCGGACAAUACGCAGACAUCUAAGAGACCCAUCACCAGCUAUUAUACGCCCACCACAAGCAGCACCACAACAACAACAACAACCACUACAGAGCGCAGCUACUACAACAACAACCACAACAAUUACAACUUCAACAACAACAACAACGAUGACUCGAAGCAAGACAUCGAUGAUAUCUUCAAGGGUUCCCACAGCUCGCAUUUCUUUGCCAAUCGCCACGGUGGUCGCGAAUUCGAUGAGGAACCAUCUUCAGCUUCAGCUUCGGCUCCACGUUCCCGUCCAAAUGACUUUAACGAUUACAAUCGCAAGACUACCGAAUCGGCAAGUAAAACGCGUGCCACGCCCACACGCAGACAGACAACGCCAUCGACCACAACCACAGCAUUCACAACGACCACAACAACAGCGGCUCCAGCGAUCAAAAAGAUCACGUUGCAUGCUUCAUUCAAUGCCGAUUUCCAGGACUUCGCUCAGGCGCAUAGCUUCAAAUCGACCACGCCCAGUACACAGCCGCCCACAGCGGCUACAACUCCCAGACAGCUGAGCUCUGGCAUCACGAGUCGUUUUAGCUUUGGACUGAACGAUUAUCAGACUCAGGAGCGCAUACAACCCACGACUUAUAAUCCCAACUAUCGUUUCAAGAGCACCGAGUCGGUGGCAAGUUCCACCAAAUUGACGGGCAAGAAUGCGCAGGACUUCGACAAGGAGACUACAAGGCAACGCCAGAAGCCAACGGUGGCGGCACGCAAACAAAAGCUGGCUCCUCAAGAGUCCAACUUUAUCAAUCACAAUGAAUUUGCUGAGGUGGCCAAGCCACAACCUUUCCAGGCGGUGCCCAAGAAGGUGAAUCAACUGGAGCCGCAGUAUCAGCGACCUAGAGCACAGCCACAGCAAUCCUUGGGACGCGUGGGCAACCAAGAGCCGGCGCCUUUCAAGGCUGCAUCCUCUGCUCCCGCCAAACCACGCAGCUUUGGCAGUCGUGGUAGCAUCACCUACAAGGCCACAACACAGAAAUAUGCGGACGAUGAAUUCUACUAUCCAACCACAACGAGCACGCAGAAUCCCAGCAACAACAACAAUAACAAGAAGCAAUCCACGGCUUCUGUUAGAGAUGCUUUCACGCCAACUACUUUCAGACCCACAACCUACAAGAAACCCUACGAACAAAGUUUCUAUCAAACGCAGCAGACGCUGCGUCCCAGUCAGAGUCCUGUGAAGAAAGCCACUUCCGUAACUGCUGCUCUGCCCACCACAGCUAAUCCCUACUACAAUGUGGAUGAGGAUGAUGGUCAGUAUCAUCCUGAACUCUACGAAAAUGACUUUCCACGCAAUCGCUUCAAGUUCUUGCGCAAUCGUAGCUCGAGCGCCACAAGCAGCACAACAACAACGACAACAAGUGCGCCUUACUCGAGUCGACAACCACAUGGCUUCAGUCACAACAACUUUCAGCAGGCGCACAGUCAUCUGAAGAGUCAACAGCAAUCGUCACAGCAAAAGGAACGCGAAGCCGAUGUGAGUGAUGAGGAUGAGGAACUCUUUAAGACGGCACAAUCGUUGAACUUUGGCGCCGCCAGCAUUAAUAAACUGCGUGCCGAUAUCUACAAGGCGGAGAAGACAUCGCAGGCGUACAACUCUCAGUACAGUCCACAGGCAGCGCCAUCUAGUCCGACGACGACCAGCAGACCAACAACUUACAGCGGCAGCAGCAGCAGCAGCAUUUCGACCAGCACAUCGCGUCGUCCGACAACCACAACCACAACAACAGCCAGAACAACCACAACUAGCAAAAGCACCACUGUGGCGCCCAAGAAGUCAGCCAAGAGCAAAAAGGAGGAGAAGAAGAGCAAGCGACCGCCGCAUGCCGAUGAGGAUACCAGCUACGAUUAUGCCUACUAUGACACGGACUAAACUAAACAGAAAGUCCUUGCUUCCCUAGCCCAGCCCUCGAACUUACUUUACUUACUUUUCCUGCCACAAUCAUGACUUCUUUCCGCCGCCAACUACUCGUUUAUAGGUGCCACAGUAUUUGAUAACAGUUUUCAUACCCUCCCUCCAUUUAGCUUUUUUUCCAUACAGCCAAUUUAAUUUGCUCGCAUUAUUCACCCAGCAUUUUGUAUCGAAUACCCAUUUAACACUCGCGUUUAAUAUUCAUGCAAAAUCAGUUGCGUUCUAUAUGAAUUUCCAUGCGUGUAUCUAGUUAUUUAAAUAAAAUAAAAAAGAAACAUAUUUUUAGUCGUUAGACAAUUGUUAAACUAAAAUGAAACGAAACAAAACACACACUAAAAAUCCAAUUCGAUGUGCAGCUGGCAAAAUUUAAAAAAACAAUUCUUUUGAAGUAUUUUGUAUUUUUUGUAAUGGUAAACAAGUAUAUGCAUUACGAAAUUUCUAUUAAUUUUAAGUUUUCUUGUAA